AUGGUUAAUCCACUGCAGUUCAAAUUUCUGGGAGAAGGAGUGGGAGCUGAAGAUCAAGAAGUCGUAAUAAAGACAGAAUGCAAGCCAUUAAAGGCUGACGUCACCAAGGUCCCCGGAAGUGCCUCCUCAGAGAGAGGAGGCGGCGGAGGCGGAGGCCAGAGGCAGAGGCCCCUGGCGUUUGUACCGUGUAUCAUGGCUGACAGAAGACAUAACAUGUGUUCUGACGGACACCAUGUCAACCAAAGACUUCCCAGAAAACGAGGGUCACCUCAGAGUCUUCACAGUGAUCGCUACCUUAGCAUAUUUAACAUUGUGCCAAGGCAGCCACCACCGCUGGAAAGAGAAGGAUCACUACUAAAGACACCACCGCUGUGUGGGGAGAAAGCACGACUGCUAGACAAUCCUGGUCAAGGAAGCUACAAUAGAUAUUACAGUUUAGCCGGUCACGAAGAAUAUGACAAGGGCCAAACAUCUGCUCCUGAUCAAGGAAGUGUUCCACCUCAGAAAGGAGAUGAAGCUAGCAAUCAAUGGUCAAGAUACAAUCCUUCUGCAAGCCCCCAGAGUUAUAAUAGGGAUGAGAGAGAUAGCUGUACAAGACAACGUUUCUUCUCUUCCAAGUAUACCAAACACCAGUCUCCUCAUACAAAGGAUACAGCAUGUUUUGGAGAGCCACUGUUAGACCAAGAAGCUUCUCCUGUCAGUAACAGGAGGUACACUCCAGUCCAAGGAGAAAAUUACUCUUUUGGACAGCCUCAGCAGAGAAGAGAAAAAAGGAAGGUCGUGAUUUCGGACACAUCAAGAUACAUUUCUCUCCGAAAUUCUGAACCAGCUACUUCAUCAAAGGUGUUAGAAGAUAAAUCCAGAAGGCUAACUGAAAAGGAGCUUUGUGAAGCUGUAAGGGCGUGGGCUGCCCAAACCUCUGAGGCAUCACAGGAAAGCGGCAUCUCUGAAUUUGAGGAGGAACUUACAAGACCAUUAUUCAGUAAGCAUACAGUCCCGCCACCAGCAGAUGCAGAAGACAGCACAGAAGUAUCUGAAGAUAGUCAGCUUGGCAGUUCCUUUACACCAAUAGAUUCAAAAGUCAAAGAGAUUGAAGACGUUUACCAACAAUACAGUGAAACUUUUGGGAUGGUGGUGAGAAAGUUGAUUGAAAAGGAUCCUUCACUAGAAAGGCCUAUACAGUUUGCACUGAGUCAAAAUUUACAAGAAAUAGGUGACCGGCUUCUUAAAGAUCUCAAAGAUUUUAUUGCAGAGUAUCAUGCUAAUCAAGAUAUUGCGGAGUCUUCUUAG
Messenger RNA from Cavia porcellus (domestic guinea pig), 1290 nucleotides. RefSeq names its product periphilin-1-like. The transcript has 2 exons. Gene Ontology annotation, cellular component: nucleoplasm. The coding region runs from base 1 to 1290 and encodes 429 amino acids. Gene Ontology annotation, biological process: negative regulation of gene expression, epigenetic; negative regulation of DNA-templated transcription; protein localization to heterochromatin. NCBI's taxonomy places the organism in Eukaryota, Metazoa, Chordata, Mammalia, Rodentia, Caviidae. The record is from RefSeq and is a predicted model, not a curated record.